Molecule: messenger RNA, 922 nt
Organism: Monosiga brevicollis MX1
Lineage: Eukaryota; Choanoflagellata; Craspedida; Salpingoecidae
Exons: 1
Coding region: 104-922 (272 amino acids)
Biological process (GO): regulation of barbed-end actin filament capping
Cellular component (GO): nucleus; cytoplasm
Molecular function (GO): protein binding
Source: RefSeq, a predicted model, not a curated record
CUUUCUUCAUCCCCGCUUUGACUGCCUUUUGCCUUGCGCACUGCCCUUGAAGCCUUGUUUAUCUUUUUUUUAAAUUUUCGAGCCCGACUCUUCGACCUAAAUCAUGUGCAAGCAAACCUACAACCAUGGCCUUGUCGAAGCCGUGCGUCGCCAGAACUUGCCCGGUGUCAAGCGUGCCCUGGCCAGUGGUGCGGAUCUGAACCACCGCAAUGGCUGUCGCGGCGAAACUGCCCUGAUGGCCGCCGCUCGUUACGGCAAUGAUGACAUUCUUGAGCUCCUCCUGGCCCAAGAACCGCGCCCUGACCUCCACGCUCGAUCCCACUGCGAGGGCCUCACCGCACUCCACUACGCUUCCGAACGCAACCACCUCGCUUGCGUGGACGCGCUCCUUGCCGCUGGCGCCGACCCACUCCUCCAAUCUGGUCGCCCUGACUCCAAAUGCACUGGCCGUACCGCCCGCGAAGUCGCAGGCCGCCGCAGUUGUCGCCGCGAGCCUCGAGUGGUGGCCCUGAUCGAUCGCGCCAUCGCAGGCCUGGAAGUCCGACCCCUGAUGGAAACGGACGACGCCGUCGCCUUGACGCACCUCCUACCUCAGCUGUCCCAGGACGACCUGGACAUGGCCCUCACUGAGGCCGCCCGUGCCAACGCUUACGAAGCUGCGACCGCCCUGCUCCAAGCCGGUGCCAACGCCAAGAACCGUUUGCGGGAUGGUCGCACCCCCCGCGCUUGGUGCGGGCAGCGCCGAGUCGACGGCGCCGAUUGGCGCCUUGUUCAACUGCUGCAGCGCUACGAACAAAGCGACAAGGCAGCCUUGGUCGAUCAAGACGUCUCCGCCAAGGACCAGCUUCUGCUGCCACCCUCCCCCGUCCAUGCCCCGCCCGCCUAUGACCUGGCGACCCCCAGCCCAGUACCCCAGCUCUGA